UUGAGCCAUUCCCGUUGUAAAUAAUGAUGGCGGACAUCGGCGUUUGGAACCUGCUAACAUGAAACCAAGCAGCAAUAUUCUGUAUGAUUUGAAGCGUUGUUCAGCGUAUUCACUGAGCCAUGGAGCUCUUCCAAGCCAGGGAUAAUUAUAUCAUCACAGAUGGCUACUACAGUCUUUGGUGUAAUAGAUCGGAUGGUGGAAUAGUACCUCGUCAAGGAGUUCCGCCAACCGAAGCCUUUGACCCAGUUUGCAAGGGAAAGGUGUACGGCGUCAUUGGAAAGAUUCAGUUGUUCCCCGGCACAGAAUGGAAGUUACUAGUGAUUACCAAGAGAACCCUGCUGGGGUUGUAUCCUGGCAACCAUGAGGUGUACAAGAUUGACAGGAUUGCUGUGUUACCCCUAUCAGAUGGAGAUGCUACUGACCUUGAACUUGAUCUGUGUGACAAACAUCAAAGUGGUGGAAAACCAAGAGGAGUUGGUGAUGGUCAACAAAAAGGAUUUGAAAGGACAUGGCAGUCCAUGAAAUCUGCUGUAACCAACAUCAAAGAAAAUGUCAAGAAUACGAAUAUGCAAAAAGACAUCAAGGACAAAGAAAAAGAAAAAUUGGAAAGACGUCUUUUAGAGGAAAUAUUCAAGAUGUUUAAUGAUUCCGAUUCCUUUAUCUACUCUCCCACUGGCGAUAUCACAAACACACAGCAAAAGCAAUGUGGUGAACAUUACGAUAAUACUCUUCCUUUAUGGAAAAGGGUAAGAUUGUUAAUACUACAUUUGAAAAAAAAGUCCUUACAUUGUGCUGUACAUGAAUUCCAUAAACCUACUAUACAUUUUGGAAAGCUAUGUACAUGUAACUAUACUGUAGUAAGAUUCACAAGUACGUUUACCUGUAUGUUAUGUAAUAUAUACAAUAUGAGCGGGCGAUCUG
Molecule: messenger RNA, 921 nt
Organism: Exaiptasia diaphana
Lineage: Eukaryota; Metazoa; Cnidaria; Anthozoa; Actiniaria; Aiptasiidae
Product: phosphatidylinositide phosphatase SAC2
Exons: 6
Biological process (GO): phosphatidylinositol dephosphorylation; regulation of endocytic recycling
Cellular component (GO): early endosome; clathrin-coated endocytic vesicle
Molecular function (GO): phosphatidylinositol-4-phosphate phosphatase activity
Source: RefSeq, a predicted model, not a curated record